Molecule: messenger RNA, 1497 nt
Organism: Rhinocladiella mackenziei CBS 650.93
Lineage: Eukaryota; Fungi; Ascomycota; Eurotiomycetes; Chaetothyriales; Herpotrichiellaceae
Exons: 1
Coding region: 1-1497 (498 amino acids)
Molecular function (GO): protein binding
Source: RefSeq, a predicted model, not a curated record
AUGAAUACUGGCGUAAAACGGACCCUCUUCAGAAAGCCGGCCUGGGAUGCGCCCACCACCUCACUCCCAGAUGACUCCUCCAUUUUCGGACGGAGUGUUGUGUACGAUGAUAUCCUGCGGGCCGAGCAAGCGAAAAGAGAGAGAAAGGCGGCCAAGGCCAAGACUUGCACAGAUAAAGAGAAAGGGAAAGGGGAGGGACUAGAGACGAAAAGGAGAAGAAUAUCAAUCGAUGAUGAGGACGGGGCCAACCAGAACAGGGAGGAAGAUUCGCGAAGCAAUUUAAGUCAGACAAGGACGAAAAACAUAACGAAACGUCGAGAUGGACCCGUGACGCGGAGUACACCUCAGGAGGCGAAGCAGUUGGCGGAAGGGCGAAAUGCUUCACCUCGAACAUACCGGUCUCCGCGACGAGGGCGGGGUGUAGGAGAUGUGACUGUACUAGACGACGAUGCUGACCAGGUCGAAGACGAUGAAUUGGUGAUGUUGACGCCCCCCAAACCAACGAAGACAUCGCCUACGAAACGCCAAUCAAAACCGCCAUUAGACGUCGAGGAUUCGGAAGAGGAGGAUGAAUACCUGCGUGAAUUGAAACAGAAGGCACGCGAAAAAGCCCGACUUCAGCGACAAGGCGUCGAUUCGGAGCGGUCGCGCACACCAACCACGUCGUCCUUGGCUUUGAAUCGGAACGCAAGAUCAUCAUCCACAGAGCAGAACGAUAGUCGUCCAAUCUCUGCUGGUUCAGCUCGAGAGUCCGCCAGGACCACACCUGCCUCUGAGCCUGAAGAUGAUCCGCGGGUCAAGAUCCUCAUCCAGUCAGAAAUACCGAAUACAAGGCCCCUGAUCGUCAUGCGCAAAGCUUCACAGUCUCUAAAACAGGUGAAAGAGUACUGGUGCAUGAAAUCGACGUUGGACGAAUCCACGGCCAAAAAGGUCUUUUUCACCUGGAAAGACACGCGAUUAUUUGACUCGACCACCAUGCGAGGCAUCAUCCGCCAACUCAAGCAAGACCACUACCGUCAGCAAAGCGUCAGUCUCGACCAAGAUGACGAGGAUGACGACCACAGCAGUGCCGUCCAAGACCCGAGCAAAGGGAACAUCAUACUCGAGGCCAUGACGCAAGAGAUCUACGAGAACAAAAUGCGACAGAAAGAGCAGGGCCGGAAAACGGAGACGUCUGCGGAUGAAGAGCAAGAAGAUUAUUACGAGGGCGAUUCUUCACGGGCAACCACGGGCAUGAGAGACGGUGCCGAGGCAGAGGAUCAGUCCAGCAGCGCCAUCGUGAUUUGUCUAGUCAGCCAGACUCUCGAACCCAUGCAGUUGCGAGUGCGACCACACACGACCGUGGCAAAGAUCAUGCGUGGCUUUGCGGCGAUGAGGAAAAUCGAAGAGGGCAAGACACCGUGGUUGAUUUUUGACGGAGACCGCUUGGACCCCGACGAUACUGUGGAACAAGUUGGUUUGGAGAAUGAUGAUAAGGUCGAAGUACGUAUCCGAUAA